AUGUUGAAUUUCAGUGCUCUCCUCGUCGCGGUGUUUAUCGUUUGUUGCGCCUGUGGUGGUAGUGAUCCAAUCGAUCACAAUCUUUCUAUUGUCGGGGGCCGUAUCAUCGGUAAUCAGCGAAAUGGUGCAGGCAUUUUGUCGUUCUUUGGGAUCCCUUACGCGGCUCCACCCGUGGGCGAUCUUCGUUGGAAGUCUCCACGGCCACCCUCGAGCUGGUCUGGUGUUCGCAAUGCCACACAGUUCGGGUUCACAUGCUGGCAAGGUCUUCCACAGUAUCCGAUUUUUACACCUCAAGAUGAAGACUGUCUAACGAUCAACGUCUGGACACCUGCGAAGACUGCUAAGGACAAGCUACCUGUCAUGGUUUGGGUCCAUGGAGGUGGCUUCGUCUUUGGUGGUGGAGCCGAGAAAGAAACCGAUGGCAAUUUGCUUGCUCAGGAAGGAGUGGUGGUGGUCAAGUUCAACUAUCGAUUGAAUGCUUUCGGGUUUCUGGCACAUCCGGGUCUGGACCAGGAAGGGUCUUUCUCUGGUAAUUUCGGUCUCCAAGACCAGCUUGCUGCCCUGACCUGGGUGAAGCUAAACAUCGCAGCCUUUGGAGGAGACCCCGACCAUGUGACGGCCUUUGGAGAGUCGGCUGGUGCCCACGCAAUUGGUCUUCUGAUGUCUUCGCCCCUUUCGAAUGGUCUAUUUCACAAGGCCAUCAUAGAAAGCGGAAGUAUGUGGGACAGUGAGCAUGGCUCUCUGAUGCCAUUCGACCUAGCACGUCGCAAUGGAACAAACUUUGCCGCAAGACUCAACGCAACGACGAUCCCCCAGCUUCGCGCCGUGCCUGCCCAAACCAUUAACGAUAACACGAUUUUUGACUUUGCAAUCGAUCCAACGCUCAUCUGCUUUACCCCUGGAGUGGACAGAUUUGUCGUCCCUGAACCACCAGCAACUAAGGCGAGCUUGAAGCGUCAGCUCAAGAUACCAUUGAUGGCAGGGUGGAAUAGACUAGAAGGAAAUGGAUUUCUUCCUCGGGCAAUUCCACAUAUGUCACCAGCUCAGUUUAAAGCCGGUGCAGAGAAGUAUUUUGGUGCCCGGACUCUGGAAUUCCUUGCGCUGUACCCUGCCGACUCCCGAGGACAGGUCAACACAUCGGCAGAUACUCUGAUUGGUGAUCUCGUGAUUAGCGAACAGACCUGGGAAAUCGGUGACACGCUGCGGAAUAGCGGAGUGUCAGAUGUCUACAUGUAUCUGUACAACUACUCGUCACCAUAUUCACCACUACCCAACCACGGCGUUGAGUUUCCAUUCGUGUUUGGCAAUCUUCUACCGAGUAGGAUCGGGGUUAGUCCUGGUAAGGAAGAUUUCGCGCUUUCUGCUAAAUUGAGGAAAUACUGGACCAACUUUGCGAAGUAUACAAAUCCAAACGGACAAGGAACAGAUGGACUCCCAAUUUGGCCUCGCUAUACCACAUACGGGACUGGCAUCUUUGGCAUCGCGAAUACUUUGGGACCUAUUGAGUAUGAUCUGAACAGAUAUCGCUUCAUCAAGAGCCUCCGGAAGAAUGGUGUGUUGCCGACCGAGUGGAUGAACAUAAAUGUGGAUAGUCUAUAG
This is a messenger RNA of Exophiala bonariae, 1599 nucleotides long. RefSeq lists its product as uncharacterized. The transcript has a single exon. The record is from RefSeq and is a predicted model, not a curated record. Lineage: Eukaryota; Fungi; Ascomycota; Eurotiomycetes; Chaetothyriales; Herpotrichiellaceae. The coding region runs from base 1 to 1599 and encodes 532 amino acids.